AUGAUUCAAGAAAAAGAAAAAGGUUUCCCUCCAGAUCGGCAAAGACUAAUUUUUGCUGUAAGACAAAUAGAAGAAGGAAAUACAUUAAAUGAUUAUAAUGUUAAAUAUGGAGACAUACUUUAUCUUCUUUAUAGAUUACGCGGUGGAAAACCAGUGAUCCAUUUGUAUCCAAAGGAAGAAAUCGAUACAAAGGUAAGUAUCAAAAUCAAUGAUGGUGAUUUUUCUUUUGUAUAUCCUUCAUUCGACGAAGAUAACACGUGGAAUGUGAAAGCACUCCCAUCAGGCGAGAUCGUCCACAAAGGGAAGAAGAUGAGAUAUCUCUUCUGGGAAACACUCUUCUAUCCUAUUCUCAACAUGGACAAAGGAUUCAUCAUCAAAGGCGAAGAUAGUGUCUCUUUCUUCGAGGAUAAGCUGAAGUCCAUGAACCUCAACGACUCAGAGAUAUGUGAUUUUGUCACAUACUGGUGUCCGAAGCUUUGUGGAUACAAAUAUGUCAAAGUAUGCUUCCAGUUCGAAAACUUCGACAACAUGUGUCCAAUGAAUGUCGAACCGAAACCAGACAACAUCAACAGAGUCUUCUUCGCAGCUCUCCCUCUAGACUACUCAUGUGAAAUUGAACCACAAAAACUUCCAACAUUCAAUCGUGAUGGUUUCACAGUCAUUGAAUGGGGUGGAACUAUUGUUACAUCUGAAGAACUCUAA
This is a messenger RNA of Trichomonas vaginalis G3, 702 nucleotides long. RefSeq names its product cellular macromolecule catabolic process. Gene Ontology annotation, biological process: modification-dependent protein catabolic process; protein ubiquitination. NCBI's taxonomy places the organism in Eukaryota, Parabasalia, Trichomonadida, Trichomonadidae. The coding region runs from base 1 to 702 and encodes 233 amino acids. The record is from RefSeq and is a predicted model, not a curated record. Gene Ontology annotation, molecular function: ubiquitin protein ligase binding; protein tag activity. Gene Ontology annotation, cellular component: nucleus; cytoplasm. The transcript has a single exon.